AUGCUGCGCUACUUCAGUCCGUGGAAUCAGGACGUGGUGGGAUGGAUUCCCCCCCGCAACAUCAAACCAGGCGACCUCAUUCUGUUUCGCUGGCUGGGCCGGCACGACGUGCGGCAGUUCCCAACGAUCAUCGGCUACAGCACUUGCAGCUUCUUUCUCUCCAAGACGCUCGCCUCGGGCAGCUACUUCGGGUUUUACCGCUACGUAGUGAAGCCCACGGAUAAGGGCACCACGCUCUACUUCGGCAGCAGCAUCGGCGACGACUGCCAGCGCGACAUGAAGGUCGCCAUCCCCAUUCCCUAG
Molecule: messenger RNA, 303 nt
Organism: Closterium sp. Yama58-4
Lineage: Eukaryota; Viridiplantae; Streptophyta; Zygnematophyceae; Desmidiales; Closteriaceae
Source: the annotation of a GenBank genome assembly